UGCGUUCCUAGCCCUGCAACCCUAGCACAACUACUCCUCCCUCCCCGCCGCCACUCUCUUCUGCAACCGCGUUGCUCUCCUCCGCAUGCUCGUCUCCAGGCCGCUGAUCGCUGGCCAAAACUUCCGUCGCCAUGCUGUGCUUCGUUAUCCCCAGCGCUGCAUCCUCGACGGCGCUCGACUCUCCUUGGUGAGUUCCGCGUCCUCCCGAACAUCUCCCAGGCCGCUCUUCGUUUUUCUUGCCGUGCUACCGGCGUUGAACGCCGCCCUCUUUUCGCAGGACCUCGUCGCCGGCAAAACUCUGGCGUCUACGGUCUACCAGAACGAAGUCCAGCCUUUUCUGUUUCCCGACGCCGACCUCUACAUCAACACCGGUCGGCCGCCCGUCAAGUUUCGCCGCGUGCUGUUUCAUGAUCCUCACCGUCGCCUCCGUUUCGCUGACGAGCUGUUCCGGCAACGUCGCUCCCUGGACCAACCUUCUCCGCCAACGAAGGUCGCCAUUCCAGGCGUUCUCGUCUCCGUCCGCUGCACCGAAGGCCAGCAUCAAAGCCACGCCACGGCCAAGCGCGCAUCCGCCGUCGACGCCUCCAGCCGGCCGGCUCCGUCUGCUCCCGUCGCUCCUCCAUCUGUCGGUAUCUCGUGCAGCAGCAGGCAAAGAGCUGCUUUGUUGGUUCAAUUCGAUGCAGUACGUGAUCUUGACAUGAACUGUAGCUUAGCCCAGCUGGUGAAAAAUGUAUCAGCAGCUGCAUCCCAUUCAAUGUGCUCCCAGGACCCACCUUCAAUCUCCUCGUCUGAUCCCUUCACGUAUUUGCUUCUUCCCGGAUAGGAUCACGAAGUGGUGCGGUGAGAUACGACGAGCUCUCCGGAUGUUCCUCGGCAAGCUUUAACAGGCAAGCAUUUCCCCUAUACUCCUGCCCCUGCAGAAGUCGCUCACCUAUUUUAUUUUGCCUUCUCCCUCAUGCUAUCCUUGAGUUGCGUUCUUGUCACGUGUCCCUUCCACUUGUUACCUCAAGCAGCCUAUAUUGCCUCCACCAACCACCUACAGCUAUUGCUUGGUUAUCGGUCACGCUUAUGCGAGUCGUAGUGCAUGCUAGUGCUGUUUUAUCUCGUUACCGUUACCGCAAUCUUAUCGGGUUAUCUGUUGGGAAAUCAUGACACAUGCUACAUGGUUAUAUCUGUGGAAGUAUCAUGGUUACUUGUUAAUAAUUGUUAAGCGGAGACAUCGGUGGGUCAGUUGCUCGUUUUAUGGCGGCUCACUUGUGUUUCUUUAAAGCUUAGGACCCGAGUUCCUGUUAUCUGUUCCGAGACUGAGCGCUCUAACCACACGUGGGUAUGCUUCUGGGUUUCCCCUCGACCACUGCCGGAAUCUACAGCUUUGUCCAGUGGCCACAACUAGUUUGCAAUGUUUUACCAUUUGUUGUUUGCGUGCAUGCCAGCCUGUUACUUAUUUACUUUGGGAAGCCCCUGGGUGCCUUGUAUCCCUUGUUUCUGGUAUGCACGUAUAGGUCGUGGAGCCUCUGCGAAGUGGUUUAUCACCCCAGUGUGUGUUUAAACCACCUAGCACGUUGACACAGAUAGCUAAGUCCGCUUCGGAGAUACGGCCGGACUUCGAUACGGGUUCAACUUGGUUAGGUGGCUUCCUGGACAUUGUUGUCGUGAAGGAGAGUGUGAGUCGUGAUAUUCACCUGUCGCAAGUGGGUUGAUCGUGCGUGUGGGCACAUUUGGGCACCCCUGCAGGGUUACAUCUUAUCGAUAAGCCGUGUCCGCGGUUAUGGACGACUUGGAGCUGUAUGACUCGACCAUAGACAACUUACACCUGUUGUUUCAAUCAUAAUAACUUGUGUAGUAAGUUAGCACAAUUAUAAUAAUAAAUGGUUAAAACUUGACAACCGUGUGAGUGCCUUUGUAAGUACUUCCUUGCGAGGGGGGAACGCAUCGGCUGUGUUAUGUUUGCAGAGUAUAGAACUGUUAGUUUAUGCGCUCUCUCACCUUCUCUGAUUAGACGACUGUUGUAGAGUGUCUCUAUAGGUCUUUAGUGCUUGCGCGCUGCCGCUUAACCCCACCAUAUUGCCUAUGACGUUCCUCUUGCGUCCUCUAAGUCCCCUGCGUGCCUCAAGUACAAAGGACGACUGGUUGACGAUUGCUUAUACGUCUUGAAGUCUUGUUAAGUACGAACCGUACUUAUUGCUGCUUCUACGGGAUAUAACCGGGCAGGUAUGAAGAUAUGUUUGACGAAGACGACGUUAGCGAGGUUACCCUUCCGGCUUGGCCUGGGCAGGGUUAUGGACGCCAUCGUUUAUCUUCAGGACUCUUAGUCCAAUUUGUAUCUUGUCCGUACUCGGACGUAUUUGAUCUUCUGUAUGAUUUGGAUCUUUGUAUUGUAUAUUUGUAUCUUGACUCGUUGGAGUCGUUGUUGUAAUAUAUCUGUUUCUUGUGGGCUC
This is a messenger RNA of Lolium perenne, 2438 nucleotides long. RefSeq lists its product as uncharacterized. The record is from RefSeq and is a predicted model, not a curated record. NCBI's taxonomy places the organism in Eukaryota, Viridiplantae, Streptophyta, Magnoliopsida, Poales, Poaceae.